Messenger RNA from Pipistrellus kuhlii (Kuhl's pipistrelle), 1995 nucleotides. RefSeq names its product fibroblast growth factor receptor 4-like. NCBI's taxonomy places the organism in Eukaryota, Metazoa, Chordata, Mammalia, Chiroptera, Vespertilionidae. Gene Ontology annotation, cellular component: signaling receptor complex. Gene Ontology annotation, biological process: regulation of bile acid biosynthetic process; multicellular organism development; positive regulation of ERK1 and ERK2 cascade. The record is from RefSeq and is a predicted model, not a curated record. Gene Ontology annotation, molecular function: ATP binding; fibroblast growth factor receptor activity; fibroblast growth factor binding.
AUGACGGGAGGAGGAAAGCAGGGCCAUAUAGUGCAGUUAUGUGGGGAAAAUUCUUCAAGAAUCGUGACUAAAGACUUCGGCAAUGAUGGUACUCAAAUCCUGGAAGCCCAAGCUUUAGGUGACUCUGCUGUUUCCACUGUCCAAGUGAAAAGUGUAACCAGUAGCAUCUCUAAGAAAAUUGAUAGGGUGUUCUUAAUCAAUCAUGAUGCUUUAUUAAGCUAUGUGCAAAAACUCUGCAAUAUAGAAUGUGGACAGGAGAGACACUACAAUACAGUGGACUGCAGUAUAGUGUAUGGAGCUUUGGAGUUAAGAAAGAGGAGCGCCCUGGCUGAGUCCUCUUGUCCCUGCUGGGCUAGGGGAUCAGCCUGGCAAGAGCUAGGACCAGGGCCACAGAAGACCCAGCACCCUAAGCGCAUGGAAAAGAAACUGCAUGCAGUGCCUGCUGGGAACACAGUCCAGUCCCGCUGCCCAGCUGCAGGAACCCCCCAGCCCAGCAUCCGCUGGUUCAAAGAUGGACAGGACUUUCAUGGGGAGCAUCGCAUUGGAGGCGUUCGGCUGCGCCAUCAGCACUGGAACCUGGUGAUGGAAACCGCGGUGCCCUCAGAUGGUGGCACAGGCACCCGCCUUGUGGAGAAUUCGAGGGGCAGCAUCCGCUGCAGCUCCCUGCUGGGCGUGCUGGAAACAGACAUCCAUGGCUCAGAGGCAGAGGUCCUAUACCUUCGUAACACGUUGGCCUAGGACGCAGGUGAGUACACCUGUCUGGCAGGCAACUCCAUCGGCCUUUCCUACCAGUCGGCCUGGCUCCCUGUGCUGCCAGAGGAGGACCUCGCGUGGACAGCAGCGGUGCCCGAUGCCAGAUACACAGACUUCACCCUGUGCACCCCGGGCUCCCUGGUGUGGGCGGUGCUCCCGCUGCUGGCCGGCCUGCAGCGUGGACACAUGCUCCAUGGCCAGCACCCCGGGCAGCCCGCAGCGGUGCAGAAGUUGUCCCACUUCCCUCUGUCCCCACAGUUCUCCCUGGAGUUAGGCUCCUCAGCCAAGUCAAGCUCAUCCCUGGAGUGGGACAUCAGUCUUUCCUCCAGCGCCCCCACUCCCCACCCCCUCUUGCUUGCUGGCCACAACGCCUCUGACAAGGACUUGGCAGAUCUGGCCUCUGAGAUGGAAGUGAUGAAGCUGAUCAGUCGCCACAAAAAUAUUGUUAACCUGAUGAGUGUCUGCACCCAAGAAGGCCCCCUGUAUGAUGUGGAGAGUGUUGCCAAGGGAAACCUGCAGGAGUUCCUGGGCCACACCCCCGGCCUGGAUCUCAGCCCUGAUGGGCCUCGGAGCAGUGAGAGGCCAUUCUCCUUCCCUGCCCGGGUCUCCUGCGCCUACCAGGUGGCCCGAGGCAUGCAGUACCUGGAGUCUCCAAAGUGCAUCCACCGAGAUGUGGCUGCUGGUAACGUGCCGGUGACAGAGGACAAUGGGAUGAAGAUGACUGACUUUGGACUGGCCGGUGGUGUCCACCACACUGACUGCUACAAGAAAACCAGCAACGGCAGCCUGCCUGUCAAGCGGAUGGCACCAGAGGCCUUGUUUGACCGAGUCUACACACACCAGAGUGAUGUGUGGUCAUUUGGGAUCCUGCUGUGGGAGAUCUUCACCCUCCGGGGCUCCCCAUACCUUAGUAUCCUCGUGGAGGAACUAUUCUCACUGCUGUGGGAGGGGCAUCGGAUGGACCGGCCCCCAAACUGCCCUCCAGAGAGGUAUGGGCUGAUGCGUGAGUGCUGGCAUGUGGAGCCCUCUCAGAGGCCCACUUCCAAGCAGCUGGCGGAGGCACUGGACAAGGUCCUGCUGGCCAUCUCUGAGGAGUUCCUGGACCUCUGCCUGACCUUUGGACCCUACUCCCCAGCCGGUGGGGACACCAGAAGCACCUGCUCCUCCAGUGACUCUGUAUUCAGCCAGGUCUCCCUGCCACUGGGGCCCUGUUCCUUCCCCUGUCCUGGGGUGCAGACUUAA